CAACGUUUCAACUUUGAACUUUGCAAUGAAAGCAGAAAGUUGAGUCAAAACAACUAAACAAGUCAAAACUUGGAACUUUGAAAGGCUAAGUAAAUUGUUCGACAUCUAUAAAUUCACGUCAACAUGGCACCGCCAGAUCACAAGCGAAUGCGUUUAGAUACGUCUUGCACUUCGAAUACUUCCCGCAUUCAGACUAAUUUUACUGUCAAAAUAUUGGAUAAUCGUGCCGAAAAGAUUAUAGAACUGAGCAAUGAAACAUACGAACCCGUCGAUCUUGCAUCAGUUGCAUCGACUUACGACAUCGAAAACAUGGUUCAGCAAGCCUACUUUCAAGACAAUACUAUGGCAUUUAAAACUAUAUUAUCAACGGGAGGAAUAAUUCUAAUAAUUUAUCCGCCAGGUUCUGGAAAAACAACCAUGGCACUUCUGCUCGAGUCAUAUUUGUCGUCGACUAUUGAAUGUUCGGAUAAACUGACAACGUUUUUUCAAACCUGCGAGUUUGCAAAAGAGUGUAAAUCUGAUUACGAUGAAUUUUAUAAAUCUGGUAGCGUGGCAUACAUCAACUUUGAAGGCAUUCGAGGCACCGAUCGAGUUUCAUUUGAGAAGUCUCUAGUAGAAAUAAUGUUGACAAGUUUCAAAAAGUAUUUUUCUGCUGACGUUGUUCAAGAUGCAGCUAUGCUGAUGAAUCCUCCUGAAGACGUGUAUAUUUCGAUGAUGCAAUUUGUUCAAUACCUACGUAUGGUUGGAGAGAAGAAGAAAACCUACCUUAUACUAGAUUCUUGCGAUACAGUGUACAAUACAAUCGCUCAACUAGGUGCUGAAGCAGCUAUUGUAUGUAAACAAUUUACCGAAUUUCUGAAGAGCGCAGUUCAUACAGGAAGUACAGAUGUAAUGUUGAUAUGUUUUGGCGUGUCUCCAUACUUCGCUUACGAGUUUGCUGGACAAGCUACUAUUUACAAUGUUCACAAGGAGGCGAAUGACUUGGGAAAGUACUUUUCAUACUCCGAAGAGACGCGGUCGAUGAAGUUAUAGAAACGUGGAAACUUCAAACUUCGUAUGAUGAAUGCCGGAAAAUUGCUCAAUUUGAGUACUGCGAGCAGACUUUCGUAAACCCAUCUAUAUGUGUUUCAUUCUUGCGAAGUUUACACAUGAAGAAAAAUUGCUUUCAAGUGGACAUCGCCCCACGGUCUUUAUGGGUGAACUCAAUCUUCACUCCUGAAGAUCAAGAUUUGAUGCUAGAUGUCCUAUGUGGAUCCUGUGAGAAAGAGUUUACAAUGGGUGUCAGCAUUAAGAGAAUCAUUUCUCACUCUCUGCAACCUACUAAUAAGCUUUUCUACCCAUGGUUCAUUUUUGGUGGUUUUAUAUCUUGUAAACCAUCCGAAGAUCCUAAUAAAUACCUAUUGAGUGUUGCAAACGAGGUCUCAAGAUGUUUUCUAGAGAAGAAUUUAAACGGGUUACUAUCAAACUGAUGCAGUACAACAAACCGUCUGCACUCUCCAAUCCGUCAGUAUGGAUGUGUUCAGAGUGACAAUUGAAGAUGAUAAGUAACGUGGGAAGGGACAGAAGUGAUGGUCGCGUAUCAGAACCGAACUCCAUCUCCACCUACACGUGCUGUACUUAGAAGAACAACUUGCAGCUGAUCUUUAGUUGUAAUUUGAUCAUAUUGAUGAUAAGUUAUAAACGUACAAUAACAAUUAACAAUGAUUCCAACAGCCAAAAUAUACCUAUGUACCUACC
Planococcus citri (citrus mealybug) is the source of this 1737-nucleotide messenger RNA. RefSeq lists its product as uncharacterized. The transcript is spliced from 3 exons. Lineage: Eukaryota; Metazoa; Arthropoda; Insecta; Hemiptera; Pseudococcidae. Bases 124 to 1032 code for a protein of 302 amino acids. The record is from RefSeq and is a predicted model, not a curated record.